Messenger RNA from Cuscuta epithymum, 775 nucleotides. The record is from the annotation of a GenBank genome assembly. Lineage: Eukaryota; Viridiplantae; Streptophyta; Magnoliopsida; Solanales; Convolvulaceae.
CAAACAUGUCUACGUUAGCUCCAAAUCCCCAAAUCCCAUACAGAAAUUUCCACCACAAAAAACAGCAGUUGUGGGGCAUUGUGGGAUGCUUGAGUUCGCACAACUCACAUGGUAUUGGAGAUAAGGAAAGAGGUAAAUGGAAGAAAGUAAAAAACAUGGAAUUGAGAAUUGGUGGUUCUUGGUCUGAUAUGUUCAGUCCAUCUUCCAUGGAGAUGCAACCCAUCGAGGACUGUGAGCAGCUUGACCAGAUUUUAGCUCAGGCUAAACAUCUCUCUAAGCCCAUCAUCAUUCAUUGGAUGGCUGCUUGGUGUAGAAAAUGCAUAUUCUUGAAGCCAAAACUGGAAAAAAUGGCUGCGGAAUAUGAUUCAAAAAUCAAGUUCUACUGUGUGGAUGUAAACCGGGUGCCCAAGGCUUUAGUCAACCGAGGAAACAUCUCUAAAAUGCCAACUAUUCAGGUGACCCUUAAACCUGGAAAUCCAUAGCUAUGGAAAGAUGGAGAAAUGAGAGGAGAAGUGAUUGGAGGUCACAAAGCUUGGCUUGUAAUUGAAGAAAUCAGGGAAAUGAUACAAAAGUUCGUGAUAUGAGUGACUCUUCCUCAUCAGAUAAUUAUAUAGAUAGAUGUUGUUUGCCACUCUUUUUUAUUUUCUAGUAUAGCUACAUUCAAAUGACUGUUUUAUGUUUUAGAGUAAAACCUACAAAUUAAAAUCCUCACAGAAUUAGGAUGUGAGUUAUCAAUCAAAUCUCGGUGGAUUUCCGGCCACCGAUGUGAUGUUCA